UGUACACCUCCUACUAUGAAAGAUUAACACCUUAAAUUAUUCUCUAAACAUAAAAGUUAAAACAAUAGGUCUUUAUUGAAGUUCAUUAUAAUAGUUGACGAAUUUCAACAAUUAAAGUUAAACAUGGGCAAUCAUAUUGGUAGGUCAAUAUUAAGAAUUCAAAUACUCAGUAGUACUUUCUUUUGUAAAAUGUACUCAUAUACAAGUAUAUGAAAAAAAAACCCCAAGAUACGAGUAUGCUUUGGUUAUUAGCUCAUCUACUCAUAAAAACAAGAUUAAAGUCAUUUAACAAUUGAUCACGUUAACCAUGUUUAAUUUUUGUGACUCUCUCGACAUUCCCCCCAAAAAAAAAAAAAAACAGUAGUGGGCUUGUUGGGCCUCAAUAUUAGUGGGCUUGUUGGGCCUCAAUAUUAGUGGGCUUUUACAUUAAAUUACCCAAAAGCUUACUCUCUCAUCUUCUCCCACUCAACCGCUCUCUUUUCCACUGUCGGUGACUGACAACGGCGGCCGUAACGUCAGCCGGCGAUACGCCGGAAAUUCAAAUUUCUGGAAAAACUAAAUCAAAACGUGAAAUUGAUGCGCCAAUUGUGUAAAAAUUUAUCACAUUUUGUUCUGAUAUUGGUAAAUUGAGGGGGAGAUUUUGACGAUGAUGAGAGAGAAUCAGUGGUUAACAUCAAUGGCGGAAUCAAACGGAAUCGUAAUUAUUGUAGUGACUGUUUUGACAUUGAUUCUAGUUCGAUUGAUGUAUGUUCUCCAUCGAUGCGGCAAAUCAUUACGACCUACUACUGUGAAACCUCUUAGUACUCUCAUUGUUCUCGGUUCAGGUGGUCACACUGCUGAGAUGAUUAAUCUUUUGUUGGCAUUACAAAAGGACAGGUUUUUGCCUAGAUAUUACAUAGCUGCUGCUACUGAUAAUAUGAGUCUGCAAAAAGCUCAAACAUUCGAAAGCUCCUCGGAUAAUGAGAAUGGGAUGAAUGCAGCACAAUACAUGCAGAUAUAUAGAAGUCGAGAAGUUGGUCAGUCAUAUAUAACUUCUGUUGGGACAACCCUUAUUGCCAUUGCUCAUGCACUGUGGUUAAUGAUUAAAAUCAGACCUCAAGUGAUUCUCUGUAAUGGACCUGGAACUUGUAUACCUUUAUGUGCAGUUGCCUUUAUGUUUAAGAUACUAGGGAUAAGAUGGUCUUCAAUAUUCUAUGUGGAGAGUAUUGCAAGAGUAAAAAGACUCUCUUUGAGUGGCUUGUUGCUUUACAAACUAAGAAUGGCUGAUCAACUAUAUGUGCAAUGGCCUCAACUGCAAAGAAAGUAUCCUCGAUCUAUCUGUGUUGGUUGUCUCAUGUAGAUGGUUGCUGCAAGUUCACUUGUGUAGAUUCUGCUAUACAUGCCCUGCUUAGGUUAUAAACUUCGUUUUGCAACACAACCUAAUCUUUCGAGAUUUUGACUAAUGUAUUCUUACUGAGUUCUGACUUGAGGGAUUUAUGCAUUCCUGAAUCCUGAUUGCUUCUGGUGUUCUUUGAUACAUCCAGCAUUUUAAGUUAACAUGUGAAUGUACCAGACAAUCUUCUCAUAAGUCAUACUCAUUGUUCUUGAAAGUUGUAAUAUACUGUACUUCACAUUUCUUUCUGAAUUAUACCUGUACAGUGUUGUAUCAGUGACUUGCUCUCCAAUCUUCUGUUAUUUAUCUGAUGUAAUUGAACAAGUCAAAUUUUGAAAAUUUCCUGGACUAAAUUAUACUGGUUGAGAUGGGUUUAAAUGAAAUGUUUCAUUUAUUCAUCUCCCCCCUUUUUAUUUUAA
Messenger RNA from Chenopodium quinoa (quinoa), 1791 nucleotides. Its product is annotated as UDP-N-acetylglucosamine transferase subunit ALG14-like. The record is from RefSeq and is a predicted model, not a curated record. Gene Ontology annotation, biological process: dolichol-linked oligosaccharide biosynthetic process. Gene Ontology annotation, cellular component: UDP-N-acetylglucosamine transferase complex. Lineage: Eukaryota; Viridiplantae; Streptophyta; Magnoliopsida; Caryophyllales; Amaranthaceae. Bases 647 to 1339 code for a protein of 230 amino acids. The transcript has 6 exons.